AUGAGGUGGGAGAACCAGAGCACUGUGUCUGAAUUCCUCCUGCUGGGGCUCCCCAUCCGGCCAGAGCAGCAGGGCGUGUUCUUUGCCCUGUUCCUGGGCAUGUACCUCACCACGGUGCUGGGGAACCUGCUCAUCAUCCUGCUCAUCAGGCUGGACUCUCGCCUCCACACCCCCAUGUACUUCUUCCUCAGCCACUUGGCCCUCACGGAUGUGUCCUUUUCCUCUGUCACCAUCCCAAAGAUGCUGGUGAAUAUGCAUAUGCAAGAUCAAUCCAUCUCCUAUACAGCAUGUGUAACGCAGACGUAUUUUUUCAUGUUUUUUGCUUGUAUUGAUAACCUUAUUCUGGCAGUGAUGGCAUAUGACAGGUAUGUGGCUAUCUGCCACCCUCUACACUACAUCACCAUCAUGAGGGCGGAGUUGUGUGUUUUUCUGUUGGCAGGAUCCUGGUUACUCUCAUGUGCCAAUGCCCUGUCCCACACCCUCCUCUUGGCUCAGCUGUCCUUCUGUGCUGACAAUACUAUGCCCCACUUUUUCUGCGACCUUGCUGCCCUGCUUAAGCUGUCCUGCUCAGACACGUCUCUGAACGAACUGGUCAUAUUCACUUCUGGGGCUGCAGUUGUCAUCUUUCCGUUGAGUGGCAUCUUGGUGUCUUAUGGUCGCAUUGGGGCCACCAUCCUAAGGUUCCCUACAAUCAAGGGCAUCUGCAAAGCCUUCUCUACCUGUGGUGCCCAUCUAUCUGUGGUUUUUCUCUUCUACGGGACAAUCAUGGUAUUAUACUUUUUCCCAUCAUCAAAUAAUUCCAACGACAAAGAUAUAGUUGCCUCAUUAAUGUACACAGUAGUCACUCCCAUGUUGAAUCCUUUUAUCUACAGCUUGAGGAACAGAGACAUGAAAGAGGCCCUGGGGAAACUUGUCCGAGGGGAGAUAUUUUUAUCUAAGUAA
This is a messenger RNA of Elephantulus edwardii (Cape elephant shrew), 942 nucleotides long. RefSeq names its product olfactory receptor 1J4-like. Bases 1 to 942 code for a protein of 313 amino acids. Gene Ontology annotation, cellular component: membrane. Lineage: Eukaryota; Metazoa; Chordata; Mammalia; Macroscelidea; Macroscelididae. Gene Ontology annotation, molecular function: olfactory receptor activity; G protein-coupled receptor activity. Gene Ontology annotation, biological process: G protein-coupled receptor signaling pathway. The transcript has a single exon. The record is from RefSeq and is a predicted model, not a curated record.